Molecule: messenger RNA, 1170 nt
Organism: Caenorhabditis remanei
Lineage: Eukaryota; Metazoa; Nematoda; Chromadorea; Rhabditida; Rhabditidae
Exons: 6
Coding region: 1-1170 (389 amino acids)
Source: RefSeq, a predicted model, not a curated record
AUGAUUCCUUAUCGACAACUAGCCAGAAUGUCUCAUUUGGCUGCUCGAUUUGUAGGGGGUUCAGAUGUUCACGUGGUCGAUCCACUGGUGGAUUUGAGAAAUGUGUUCGAACAGACGGAUCAGCUAAAAAUUGCUCUAGAAUCGCGAAAUGUUACUCUGGAUGUUGAAAAAGUAAAAUCAGAAUAUCACGAGUGGUUCGAAGUCUAUCAGAAGUGGAAAUCAGCCGACAAAGAUACGGUUUCAUCGCUGAAAAAAGAGUUGCGAGCGAAAAAAGACGGACUUCUGAAUGCCCUUACUCUUCCAAAUCUUAUUCAUCAUGCUGGCAAAAAACAGACACCUCUUCUGAAACCAUCAAAACAUGCUCAGUACUUGGCUCAACAAGGAUUGAUGAGAAUCGACAAACAGAAUCACGUCGUUCAUCUCGUCGGUUAUCCAGUUGUUGUGCAAAAAAUGAUUCGAGAACAACUUGUGGAUUUAUUUCCCGGUUGUCAACCGAUUUCUCCGUCAUAUUUUGCCAGAGCUGCAAUUGUCGAAGCUUUGAAUAUCGACAAAUCCACGCUACUUCCAUUCACGGAUGGGUCUUCACAUUUUCCGUUGACUUAUUUGGUUGGAAACUCACUUGCAGCCAUCACAUCACCAUUCCUCAAAACAGAAUUCGGCACGAAAAACGAAUGGCCGAUAAGUGUUCAGUGUACGGGCGCGAGUUAUACAGAAAAGAAAAACCAAGUUGACUUGUGCAAUUCACGACAACGUAUGAAACAUUGUGCACUUUGGAUGAGUAAAUCGCCAAAAGAACUUGAGGGAAUUGUGAAUGAUGCGAAUGUUCGAGUUGGAGCAUAUCUCGACGAAGGCUUGGAAUUAGAAGUAAAAGUUCGCGAGUUACGGGGAAGUGAGCUGAAAAACUACGAAUCGCAAGCAUUUGUUGUGGAAAAUCGGGGUCUCACUUUAUCAAGGAUAUCAAGAAUUGGCGAUUAUGUGUCGAAAAGACUGAACAUUCAGUAUUCAGGAAGCACGGCUACAGAAAAAUCAGAAGCUGUCGAAGGAGGAUUCGUGCAGAUGGUGUACGUGGAGACGGAUAUCGAUCGUAUUCUCGCUCGACUUGUUGAUGACCUGAUUGAAGGAAAGGAGCCGCCGAAGUAUAUCCGAGAUGCUAUCAAGAAAAGUUUCUAG